Molecule: messenger RNA, 1653 nt
Organism: Peronospora matthiolae
Lineage: Eukaryota; Oomycota; Peronosporomycetes; Peronosporales; Peronosporaceae
Source: the annotation of a GenBank genome assembly
AUGUUGACGUGGUUGCUUGACAGCGAUGACCCUUUCAAGCGGUUUGGACUCUUGAUGCUCGGCAUCGUCGUCGGUGCCACCAUAGCCGUGCAAUGUCUGCCAAGUGACAAUACUGACAAGAAACUCGUCCAGCUAGGAGCGAACGUCACACCUGGCGCACGUAGACCAGCACGCGUGCCCUUUCUCCCUUCAUCCAUCCCAGUCGUAGGGCAUGCUGUGUAUAUGGCCUAUUACGCCAAUAGGUUCUUCGAAUGGACCACGGACAUCUUUCUAUCGCGCAAGGGGGCACCCUUCACUUUGAGCCUGCCAUUUCAACGUGAUCUGAUCCUCACUGCCAACCCGGAGCACUACGAGCACGUCAUGAAGACGCAAUACGACAACUUUCGUAAGGGUGACCACAUCUACGACCUGCUGAAGGACUUACUUGGCGACAGCAUCUUGAUCGUCGAAGGCGACGAGUGGAAAUUCCACCGUCGCGUGUUUGUCAACCUCUUUAGUUCUUACGCCCUGCGAGAGCACAUGGCUCCCAUUAUUCAGAAACAUGUCCGCGUUCUGCAGCACGUGCUGAAUGCUGCUUCGAAGACCCAAGAUCCCGUCGACCUAUUUACAAUCUCAGGUCGAUUCACACUAGACGCGUUCGGGGAGAUCGCGUUUGGCUUUAACUUAACCACCCUGACACUGAAGCACGAACACCCGUUCGAGCGGGCGUUCGUGGCCGCCCAGCACAUUGCUGCCGCCCGUCUUGUCCAGCCAACGUGGUACUGGAAGCUCAAGCGCUUGCUCAAUGUCGGGAGUGAGAAGCGAUUUUGCGAAGCAUUGACGACCGUCGACCACUUUGUCAUGGACGUCAUCUCCAAAACCAUGGCCAAACGCAAUGCAGCCCCCGACAAUGUCAAUGAGGACGGCAAGUGUCGCAGCCGAGAUAUCGUGUCUCUCAUACUCGCCAAUGAGACGGUCGAUGGGAAACCAGUGGACCCCAUUGUUGUCCGCAACAUCGUGCUCAUGGCGUUGAUUGCUGGACGAGAUACAGCAGCCGACGCCCUCGCGUGGAUGUUCCACUUGCUCACUCUCAACCCUCGAGUCGAGAAUAAGCUGCGUGUUGAGCUGCUGGAGAAGCUGCCAAAGCUUGGCACAGACUUUGACUACGUCCCUGACAUGCAGGACGUGCAUGGAUUAGUGUACUUGGAAGCGACAAUUUGCGAGGCUCUGCGCCUCUACUCUCCUGUGGGAUUUGCGCAGAAGCUGUGUGUCCGCGAUACCGUCUUUCCAGACGGCACGUUUGUGCCGAAAGGAGCUAAUAUUGCUCUCGUGUAUUAUGCCAUGGCCCGGAUGCCAAGCGUUUGGGGUGAAGACGCCGCGUCCUUCGUGCCGGAACGGUUCAUUGAUGCCAAAACAGGCGAGAUGCUCAAAGUCUCGUCUGGCAAGUUUAGUGCCUUCAACACGGGACCUCGCGUGUGCGUCGGGCAGAAGCUUGCGAUGAUGGAGAUGAAGAUGGUUCUGACGUGUGUCGUCAGUCGCUUCCAUUUGGAUGAAGUUCCAGGCCAGGAGGUCGCAUGCGCGAUUGGACUUACUAUUGGCAUGAAGAACCCGCUCAUGAUGCACGUAAAAAAGCUUUCAAGCGCUGAUAACGUUGUUGUAGGAGUUGCGGCUUGA